AACUAAGUAGAGACGACAGUUUUCAGUUUUCCACUGAGCCACUUGGUUGCUAUUAAAACGACCUCUUUUGAAACACUGUUCAACUUUAUAACCAAUAUGUCUUACGAAGAGGUCAAUCUCCACGAAUGUCUCGAACUGAUAACGAGACUCUCUCGACAUGCCGGCAAGAUUAUAAAAUCUCGAAUUAAUAAAAAAAAAACAAUAGAAACUAAAGCCAGUUCCAUUGAUUUUGUCACUGAAACAGAUCAAGAAGUAGAAAAAUUACUUAUUGAGGGAAUCAAACAAAAAUAUCCACAUCAUAAAUUCAUUGGAGAGGAAUCAUUUGCAGCCGGUAUUAAAGAAGAACUUACAUGUGCUCCAACUUGGGUUAUUGAUCCUGUGGAUGGCACCACCAAUUUUGUCCAUAGUUAUCCAAACGUUUGCAUAUCUAUUGGUUUGGUUAUCGGCUGUGAUAUUAAGCUGGGAGUUAUAUAUAAUCCUAUAUUGGAUAUGCUUUUUAGAGCAAUCAAAGAUGAAGGUUCAUUUUUAAAUGAUGAACCAAUUAAAGUCAGUGGCGUAAAACGACUUAAUGAUGCUUUGGUUGCUGUAGAAUUUGGUUCAGCUAGAUCUGAAGAAGUCAGGAGUAUUGUUAACCAUAAUAUCAAUUAUUUAGCAACAAAUGCCCACGGUAUUCGUUCUGGUGGUUCUGCAGCUUGGAAUUUAGCUCAAGUUGCUAGAGGUGGUAUUGAUCUCUACAUGGAAAUGGGUAUCCAUGCUUGGGAUGUGGCAGCUGGGUGCAUUAUUGUGAGAGAAGCUGGUGGAACUGUAAUCGAUCCAGCUGGUAAUGAUUUUAAAUUGAUGAAUCGGAGAAUUUUAGCUACAUCAUCAAUAGAAAUUGCUGAAGAAGUAUAUCCGAAAUUCCAACAACAUUAUUCAGAACACGAUUAG
This is a messenger RNA of Aphis gossypii (cotton aphid), 927 nucleotides long. RefSeq names its product inositol monophosphatase 1-like. Gene Ontology annotation, biological process: inositol metabolic process; signal transduction; phosphatidylinositol phosphate biosynthetic process. The transcript has 6 exons. Gene Ontology annotation, molecular function: inositol monophosphate 1-phosphatase activity. Bases 97 to 927 code for a protein of 276 amino acids. NCBI's taxonomy places the organism in Eukaryota, Metazoa, Arthropoda, Insecta, Hemiptera, Aphididae. The record is from RefSeq and is a predicted model, not a curated record.